Molecule: messenger RNA, 639 nt
Organism: Symbiodinium sp. CCMP2456
Lineage: Eukaryota; Dinophyceae; Suessiales; Symbiodiniaceae
Source: the annotation of a GenBank genome assembly
AUGCUUGCCACCAUCGGAUAUAUUGCUCCAGAGUACUUCCGACUGCCCGGCUACUGCAGCCCCUCCGCAGACCUCAAGUUCGCGGACAUCCCCAACGGGGUCCAGGCCCUCUACAAGAUGCCCGCAGAGGGCUGGGCGCAGAUCGCCUGUUUCAUCGGCUUUCUCGAGCUUUUCGCCAUGAGGCAGGAGAAGGACCGCGCUCCGGGCGACUUCGCGGGCUUCUCCAAGCUCGGCCUCCCGGGUGGCAGCGCGCCGAUGGAUCCGGCAGCCAACCAGCGAUCGUUGGAGGCUGAGAUCAACAACGGACGGCUGGCGAUGGUGGCCAUCACCGGCAUGGUUGCCCAGAAUGCGUUCUUCGGUACAACCGGCCCGGCCAUGUGGCUUCCUGCCGGUGCUUUUGAAGGGGAGCUCGGUGUGCAAGCGCCCGUGGGCUUCUGGGACCCUCUUGGGCUGUCGGCAGAUGGGGACGUCGACACCUUCAAGCGCCGCAGGGCAGCCGAGCUCAAGCAUGGCCGGAUCUGCAUGUUGGCAUGCGUGGGAUACAUCGUGCCGGAGUACUUCCGCUGGCCCGGUUUCCUUUCACCAGAGAAGGGCCUCAAGUUCGCUGACAUGCCUCACGGCAUCGCAGCCAUCUCCAAG